Molecule: messenger RNA, 1944 nt
Organism: Mus caroli (Ryukyu mouse)
Lineage: Eukaryota; Metazoa; Chordata; Mammalia; Rodentia; Muridae
Gene: Trmt61a
Product: tRNA methyltransferase 61A
Biological process (GO): tRNA methylation
Cellular component (GO): tRNA (m1A) methyltransferase complex; nucleus
Molecular function (GO): tRNA (adenine(58)-N1)-methyltransferase activity
Source: RefSeq, a predicted model, not a curated record
GCGGCGGCCGCCGUGGAGCCACGUGUGGAGCCGGGAGCCGGCUUAUGCUGCGUCCCUGACCCUUGGCAAACGUUAACACCAUGAGUUUCGUGGCAUACGAGGAGCUGAUCAAGGAAGGCGACACAGCCAUCCUGUCAUUGGGCCACGGCUCGAUGGUGGCAGUGCGUGUGCAGCGUGGGGCACAGACCCAGACCCGGCAUGGCGUCCUGAGGCACUCGGUGGACCUCAUUGGCCGCCCAUUUGGCUCCAAGGUGAUUUGCAGCAGAGGCGGCUGGGUGUAUGUGCUGCACCCCACUCCUGAGCUCUGGACAGUGAACCUGCCUCACCGCACGCAGAUCCUCUACUCCACCGACAUUGCCUUGAUCACCAUGAUGCUGGAGCUGCGUCCCGGUUCUGUGGUCUGUGAAUCAGGCACGGGCAGUGGUUCUGUGUCCCACGCAAUCAUCCGCAGCAUCGCCCCCACUGGCCACCUACACACAGUAGAGUUCCACCAGCAACGGGCAGACAAGGCCCGGGAGGAAUUCCAGGAGCAUCGGGUGAGCCAGUGGGUGACUGUGCACACCCAGGAUGUAUGCCGCAGUGGCUUCGGUGUGGUCCACGUGGCUGAUGCUGUCUUCUUGGAUAUCCCAUCACCCUGGGAAGCUGUGGGCCAUGCCUGGGAUGCCCUCAAGGUUGAAGGUGGCCGCUUCUGCUCCUUCUCGCCGUGCAUUGAGCAGGUGCAGCGGACAUGCCAGGCGCUGGCAGCCCAUGGCUUCACUGAGCUCAGCACCCUGGAGGUACUGCCACAGGUCUACAAUGUGCGCACUGUCAGUCUGCCCUUGCCCGACCUAGGGGCCAACAACUUAGAGACCAACAUGGGCUCUGAUGCCAGCCCCUUCCGUAGUGGUACACCCAUGAAGGAGACUGUGGGCCACACUGGCUACCUGACUUUUGCCACUAAAACCCCAGGCUAGCAGGCCUCCAAAUGAACAGCACAGGCAAGCAGGCAGGGAGGCCAGAGGCUGCCUUAUAUGGUCAGCCACUGCCCUCAUGACUUGUGUUUAGAAAGAGAUGGGGGCGGGGUGGGGCAGGGGCCUCCUGGGUGGCUGAGGGGGGUGAGUAGGCUGGCCCUGCUCAGUCGGGAGGCAUUCCUGUCUUGAGAGGGAAGUCUCCACUUCAUCACUGCUCAGCACAAGCUCCUUCCUGGCUCUUUGUUGUCAACAUGAAGUUUCCUCUCCAUAGGCCUUCCUGGGUUUUGAGACUAAAUGGUAAAAGUUGAGGGCGGCAGAAGCUUUGGGCACUGCCUGUAGCCUGGGCUGACCUACGGGAGCGUGGGCUGUCCCAUCCCUGGUGCAAGGCUCCAGGCCCUGGUGCUCCAGAGCUUAGCCAGAAGCUGUGGUUGAGCUAAGUUAACCAGAAAGCCCAGCCCUGCCCUCCUCUCCCUGUACUUCCCUGAGGCUGAUGGAGGGACCAGGCUGGCCCAGGAACAAAGGAGGUGAUUAUAAGCAAUAAUCCUGUGCUGCACAGGCCAUGUGUGUGUCAGCAUGACCGUGUGUGUGUGUGUGUGUGUGUGUGUGUGUGGUUCCUGGUGUGCUGUCAUCUGGGGUUAGGCAUCAUCCUGAGGGAUGGAAAGCAGCAGGAUAGGUCCCUGCUUCCAUGACCUUCCGGCCCUUGUUGGAGCUGGGGUCAAAAAGCGGAUCAUAGAGGAGGCUGUGCAUGGACUAAGAGCCUGGCAGUGGACUUGCCACAUGUGUCACCUUGGCUUUGGCUUGGUGUCCAUUCUUGGUAUGUGGCUAGCUUCAAGGGAGUUUCAGUGCUCAGUGCUCAGAUCAUCUUGGUGUGAGGCUGCCAGUCAGCAGCUGCUGCUGCUACAUGGAAGCAGCCAUCGUGAGACUCACCAGUGUCCUACUGUCAUAUGUCAUACCCGAGGGCACCCAAAGGAUAAUAAAUGUUUUCCCCACUGUG